This is a messenger RNA of Mya arenaria, 6953 nucleotides long. Its product is annotated as collagen alpha-6(VI) chain-like. The coding region runs from base 128 to 5419 and encodes 1763 amino acids. NCBI's taxonomy places the organism in Eukaryota, Metazoa, Mollusca, Bivalvia, Myida, Myidae. The transcript is spliced from 35 exons. The record is from RefSeq and is a predicted model, not a curated record.
UUGGCAGUGUGAUGUUAGCUUUUGUCUUGUAUCAUUAGAUCGUCGAACUUCAAUCAUACAAUCAAUAGCAUUUAUGGUUUAUUUUUAUUCCCUAAAUGUGUUUAUGGAUGUCACUGACUAAUUGUCAAUGCGCUGUCAAACCUUUUGGAAGUCGACCGUGGAGCGACUGCCAAGUGGCGUGGUUUGGACGCUGCUAUUGUCAAUUCUGUUUGGUCAGUCAGCUGCUCAGGGAGAUUUAGGAUCAACACCAUUGGACAUAGUCUUCGUUGUGGACACAUCCGGGUUCUCUAACAGUACGGAGUCCCUUAAUCAAGAAGAAGCGGUCAAAGGUUUCCUUACUGGUUUUCUUGAAAACGCUGACAUCAAUUCCGGUAACGUUAAGGUAGCCAUGGUCACAUAUAGCACUCAUCCUAAGGUUAUAUUUGAUCUCAACAAGUACUCCACAAAGACUGACAUGGAAGAUGCAGUGUUUCUUGCUGACUUUGAGAAAGAAGAGCCAAAAGAGAGAAAUCUCGCGGAUGCCCUCAGUCUUGUUCGUACAAAGAUUCUAGUCCGUGAUCGCCGAGAGGCUCCGAAUGUUGUGUUACUUUUAAUGUCCGGUAAAUCGGAUAGAAACAGUGUUCGGACACUCCAGGAAGCUGAUGGCUUGAAGUUUGCGAGGGCUAAGAUAUUUGGAAUUGGUAUCAGCUUUGACGAUGAUGACGCAGAAGAAAUGUUUGAAGUAUCUAGCAAACCAACGAUGGAAAAUACAUUCCUGAUCUCAUCUGUAUAUGAGCUAGAAAUGCUGAGAGAAUUAGUUUUAAUGCAGAUUUUCGCAAGAGCGGAACAGGCAUUUAAAGCACCAGCUGCAGGCAGCGAAACCUUAGACUUAGCGUUCCUUCUUCAUUACUCGAACUCUGUCUCCCGGGAGGACUUUCAGCGCAUCUUGGACUUCAUGAAAAAUAUCCUCCAAUACUCCGACAUUGAUGACGAUAAACUCAGAGUUGGAGCGGUUGUCUUCAGAAAACGAGGUAUACCAUUGUUUGACUUCAACAACUAUUACUCACAAGAGGAGGUGUUUGGUGGCAUAGACCAAAUUAGCUACAACUACAGAUCCAAAAGAUCAAGCAUUGCUUCAGGAUUUUAUACGGUUAGAACCAGCCUCUUUACAAGAACUGGUGGCGCGCGAGACCUGGCGCCAGAUUUGGUAAUACUCAUCACUGAUUCAAAUGCCGACACUGAUGUUGACCAAACUAUUACUGCAGUCGAACGAAUGAAGGCCGAAGGUGCAGCAGUGUAUGUAGUCGGCAUCAAUGUCACAUACCCCGAGGAGUUACUGAGCAUCGCCUCCAACCCUAGGUACAACGUUAUGGUUAACGACGCGGCGGAGCUGGAAGGACACGAUGAGCAAUUCCAUAAUGACUUUGUUGCUCUUAGAGCCAAGAGUUUUUCUGUUGUCAUACCAGCUUUGGAGUCAUCAACUGCAUCUGGAACAUCUGCAGCUUCAACAUUCUACGUUCCGCUAUCAGCUUCAACAUUCUACGUUCCGCUAUCAGUAAGUGAGGAAGCCGAUAUUGUGCUUCUCGUUCAUUUAUCUCCAAGAAUCACGGAAAUGGAGUUUAUAACAGUCCAGGAAUUUCUCAAAAGCUUAGUGUCCAGAGCAGAUAUUGCAAAUGGGAAAGCGCAGAUUGGUCUUGUUUUCUAUGGGUCGGAUCCGGAAAUCAUAUUCCAUAUUAACCAAUACAAUACCAUAGCGCUUAUGCAGAAAUCUAUUGACGGGAUGCGCACCGACCUUAGAAGCUACACGUCUGAUGCCUCGACAGCCAUUGCCUCUGCAAAACAAAUGCUGAGCCCGUAUUUCAAUCGACGAGAUGACGUACCGGCGGCCAUGAUCUUCAUAGCGGAUGAUCCUGCUAAUAUCAAUUUUGAUGUGAUGAAAGAUGAAAGAGAUCGAGCAAUAGAAGAUGGAAUAAGAAUUCUAACAGUAGGAAUUGGUGUGUCGGACAAGUCUAAACUAGAAUCGCUGGCAUCAGAGUCUGACUUUAUAAUGAAUUAUGACAAUGUAUGGAUGUUAAACGCCGCUGAAAACGACCUUACAGAAAAGAUUUUUGCGUUUCAAAGCGACGGCGUGACUGAAGAUAAAUUGAUCGAAGAAACUACAAUAGCACCUACAACCACACCUCCAGCUGAUACGACAGUGUUUGAAGAAAUUAUAACCAAAUCAGACGGCAUCGUACUUGAGCUGCCUUCUGGUCUAGUUGAUCCAAACAAGUGUUCAUUGGGCAACUCUGAUCUUGUGAUCAUCCUCGAUGCAUCGACCAGUGUUACACAACAGAAUUACGACAAGAUGUUGCAGUUUACAAAAGACUUGCUUCAAAAUGCUGACAUCGACUCGGGGGCUGUACGGGUUGGAAUCCUCAUCUUUAGUACUGAGGUUCAAGUUAUGUUUAAUCUCAACGAGUACUCAAGAAAGGCUGACGUCUUCGCCGCGAUAGACAAGAUCCCUUAUAUCUUUGGAAGUACAAACACCGCCAACGCUCUUCAGACAAUGCACACACAAAUGUUUACGCCUAGAAAUGGCGAUAGACCCAACGUUCCUAAUACUGGAAUUGUUAUUACCGAUGGUGUUUCUAAUAUAAACUCACGGAGAACCAUAUCAGAAGCUGAUGCUGCUCGGACUGCAGGCAUACAUGUAUAUGCGAUUGGUAUUGGCUUGACGGAUACAAGGGAGUUGGAUGGAAUAGCUAACACUCCGAAGACCGAUAACAGUUUUAACGUGCAGAACUUUGAUGAGCUUGUCGGACUCGACAGGAAAAUAUUCAGCGCCCUGUGUCCAGAGAAAGCCGUUACUGUACCCGUGACUACACCCAAACCUAAACCAUCAUGCGGUGUUUCAAGUGUCGACGUAGUCAUCAUAAUUGAUGCCUCCACGAGUGUAACAGAAGCUAACUUCAAAUUAAUGCUUGAGUUCUGCAAGGAUAUUGUCAAAGGCGCCGAUAUCGAUUCUGGAAGUGUUCGUGUCGGUGUACUUAUAUACAGUACUGAAGUUGAGAUCCAAUUCCAUCUCAACCGAUACUCCACUAACGCUCAAGUGAUAGAUGCGAUCGAUAAAAUUCCAUACAUCUAUGGAAGCACUAACACAGCAGAUGCUUUGUUGACGAUGCACCAAACAAUGUUUACAUCAGCGAAUGGUGACAGACAAGGUGUUACAAACGUCGCGAUAGUUCUUACUGACGGUGUGUCGAAUAUCAACUCGAGAAGAACAAUUAAAGAGGCGGUUACUGCAAGGUCAAAAGAUAUAAACGUCUACGUGAUCGGUAUUUCCCUGACGGACACUCGUGAAAUCGAAGGUAUGGCGUCCGAACCCAAGGACAAAUAUCUGUACAACGUCCGGAGGUUCGAAGAACUACAGGGUCUUGAGGAGGACAUAUUCGGUGCUGGAGAGGGUGGCGAUUGUGGCCCCAAACCAAAUAUCAAUUCUAAAGAAACACUAACACAAGCUAAACGUGCGAAGGAUAAGGGUAUUGUAAUAUACGCUUUCGGUGUUGGAUUAGAAGAGUCGAGUGAGUUAGAAGGGAUAGCAUCUACUCCAGUAGAAGAACAUCUGUUUUCUUUGCAACGGUUUGAUCAGUUGGAUGACAUAGUUGAGAACGGGUACUUGACUGAAUGUGAAGCUAUAAUGAAUGUUCGAAAGGCAACGCCUGCACCAACAACCCUAGCCCCAAAAACAGAGUGCGGUCUCUCCAAGGUGGACGCGGUGAUCAUUCUCGAUGCCUCAACUAGUGUAACGGAACCGAAUUUCAAAAAGAUGCUGAAUUUCUGCAAGGAAAUUGUGGACAAAGCGGCCAUCGACAGUGGAAGUGUCAGAAUCGGAGUAUUAAUCUACAGCACAGAAGUGGAAAUAGAAUUCCACCUCAAUAACUACACAAACACUGCAGAUAUUAAAGCUGCGAUCGACAGAAUUCCGUACAUGUAUGGAACCACCAACACGGCUGACGCUCUCAAAACAAUGCAUGAGCUUAUGUUUUCUGCAAGAAACGGCGAUAGACCCGAUGUCGACAACAUCGCAUUUUUGAUCACUGAUGGUAUUUCCAACAUCAAUGGUAGGAGGACGAUUCCAGAAGCUGAAAAGGCACAGGGAAAAGCCAUUCGCGUUUAUGCAAUUGGUAUCGAUCUUACCGACACAAGGGAGUUGGAAGGCAUAGCAUCUGAACCCAAAAGUGGAAACAUGUUCAAUGUUAAAGCCUUUGAUGAACUCACUGGACUCAUCGAUACUAUCUUUGGUGGAGCGGAAGAGUGUGCCUUCAGUGAGCCACCAAUUGCGGUCGCUGGUCCUGAUGUUACACGGCGAUACCCAUCUGGAACGAUAACACUGGACGGUCGCCGUUCAUCCGAUGACAACAAGAUCGUGACAUACACCUGGUCUCGGGAUGGCCGGGACUUGUUUACUGGCGCAACGUUCGAUCUGAAUGACCUUCGUGAAGGAGAGUAUGAAUACAAUCUUACAGUUGUCGACGAAGAUAGACAGAGUGAUAGCGAUACAGUCCGAGUUGUCAUCGAAGCCCAAGAUUUCCCGCCAAAUGCAAAUGCCGGUGAUGACGUCACUAUUCAACUUCCCGUCAAUUCCGUCCGACUGGACGGGCGACAAUCUUCAGAUGAUGUUGCCGUUGUUCAAUAUAUGUGGAAACUAACCAAUGGUCCACCUGGCGUGUCCUUGGAUGGUGAUGACUCUGCUACACUGGUGGUAGACGAUCUUGAAGAAGGCGAAUAUACGCUCACUCUCACCGUAACUGAUGCUCUUGGACAAACCGAUGACGACACGGUCAAUGUUUACGUCAAAGCCCAAGAUUUCCCACCAACAGCGAAUGCCGGUGUUGACGUCACUAUUCAGCUUCCGGUCGAUUAUGUUAUAUUGGACGGCCGUAAUUCCUCAGAUGAUAUUACCAUUGUUCAAUAUAUGUGGAAACUGACAAAUGGUCAACCUGGGGUGUCCUUAGAGGGAGAUGACUCCGCUAGACUGAUGGUAGAAGAUCUUGAAGAAGGCGAAUAUACGUUCACCCUCACCGUUACUGAUGUUCUUGGACAAACAGAUGACGACACGGUCAAUGUUUUCGUCAAAGCCGCCAACCAACCUCCAAGAGCAGACGCUGGUCAGGACGUUGAAAUCCAAUUGCCCGUCAAUCAAGUCACAUUAGAUGGUAGCAGAAGUACUGAUGACGUCAGCAUUGCAAUAUAUAGGUGGCGCAUUCGUGAAGGUGACGAAAACGCGGUAGUAAUGCAUGGAGACAGAAGUGCUGUUCUGCAACUUAGUAAUCUGACUGAGGGUACAUACAGAUUUAGCUUGACUGUGUCGGACGAUGAGGGUGAAAGAGAUACAGACUACGUUAAUGUUGUUGUUAAGCCAGCUGGCGAUUGGUCGACGGUAAUGAACGGAAUGUAACAAUGAGUGGGCAAAACACGGGUAGUCUGGACCUGUCCCGCCUACAAGAGGGGACCUACACAUUUGGCCUGACUGUGUACGACGCCAAAGGACAAAUGGUUGAAGACAACGUUACCAUUACGGUUAAUGCCGCUCCCGAUGCACUAACGGUCGCAAACGCUGGUCAGGAGAUUACAAUCCAACUCACAGACGAUUCCGUGGCGCUUGAUGGAUCACGUAGUUCUUAUUUUUUUCUCAUUUAUUUUUCAACAUACAUCAUAUUAACAUAAAAUAUCAAGAACAUAUAUAUAUGCUUAAACAUUUCUAUGUUGUGUAGAAAACAAUUUUCUAUCACACACACACACACACAAACACGCACACACGCACACAUGCUCACACGCACGCACGCACGCGCACGCACAAACGCACGCACAAACGCGCGCGCACACACAGGCACACACUCACGCACGCAUGCACGCGCGCGCACGCAUACACACGCAUGCACAUACUCACGCACACGCACGCACAAACGCCCGCACGCACGCGCGCGUACACACACACACACUCACGCACGCACGCGCGCGCACGCACGCACGCACGCGUGCGCACGCACGCACGCACGCACGCACGCACACACGCACACACACACACACACGCAGGCACGCACGCAUGCACGCACACACAUGCACACAUGCACACACGCACGCACGCACGCGCGCGCACACACACACACAUAUACACACACACACACACGCACGCACGCACGCAUUCACACACGCGAACGCACGCACACACACACACACACACACACACACGCACACACGUGUAUGGACCAUCAAUUGAGAACACUUGACAAAGUUCCCACUGGUGCGAACAUUCUACUGGGGGCGUCGAUCCAACUGAAGACACAAAACACACACCGGCUAUUGAGGACGCACAAAAUGUAUACCUGCAAUUGGAAACACUUGUUAUAAACAUAAGCUUCAUGUUUUAUUUAAAGAAUAUUCAGAAUGCCAUGGCCAAUGUGGACUAAUACAUACAUUUAAAGUGGGCACAGUUGAUAUCAUACGAAUUAAACAAUCAAUAUACAGUGCGUUUUGGUUUCAGACAAGAGCUACCACAAGAUGUACACAAACACUAAGUUGAGUAUCAUCUAUGUGAAAAUAGAUGUAAAGUAUAAAUAUAUAAUAUAAAAGAGAAUGAUAAAUACGUGCAGAAAGGCUUCUAACAUACGCAUUCACAUUGUAUAAAACAGUAUGAAUUUAUUGCAAAGACACGCAUCAUAUAAACAUAAUAGACAUUACAAUGCUCUCUAUGAUGAAUUUUGUUGUCGGCUCACAAGUGAGACAGUGGAGAUCUGUGUCACAACAAUGGUAAAGGCUUAAUUGAAUGGUUACGAAUAGAAUAUUAUAAAAUGUUCAAAUUCUUUGGAAUAAUAGUAGUAAUAAUUAUAUGUAAAGAAAUGGCACUUUCAAUAUAGGAACCAUCUGUCAUAUAUCACUUCACUUCAACCGUUGGAUAGAUGUAAAAGUAUGUCCUCAAAACUUUUUUGUGA